Molecule: messenger RNA, 1177 nt
Organism: Aphis gossypii (cotton aphid)
Lineage: Eukaryota; Metazoa; Arthropoda; Insecta; Hemiptera; Aphididae
Product: regucalcin-like
Exons: 6
Coding region: 123-1112 (329 amino acids)
Biological process (GO): L-ascorbic acid biosynthetic process
Molecular function (GO): gluconolactonase activity; calcium ion binding
Source: RefSeq, a predicted model, not a curated record
AUUUCAACACAUAGUAUAUUUAUUAAUCGUUUAUUAUAAUAAACUUUUAACUUUAGAGACAUAGUUAAAAUUCAGAAUUAAUACUAAUUAAUCAUUUUAUUGUAUACAUAUAUAGCAAAAAAAUGGAAUCGUGUUGCCCAAAUAAAUGCUCAUCAGCGCCAUCCAAGAUAAACUGCAACAUUCAACGAGUAUCUCCACCUUUGGAACUCGGAGAAGGCCCACACUGGCAUCAAUGUACUCAGAGCUUAUAUUUCGUGGACUUACACAAGAAGAAAAUUAAUAAAUAUCAUCCAGAAACCAGCUGUUAUACUACCGCUACCAUAGAUUGCUGCGAUCCUUUGACUUUCAUUAUCCCAGUUGAUAAUCAAAGUAAUACUUUCUUGGUUGGCCUAGGCCCUGCAAUAGGUAUAGUAAGAUGGAACGGGUGUUCGAAUACAGCAGAAUACAGGUACUUAAAAACGGUUGACAAAACUCCGGGCAACCGUCUAAACGACGCAAAAGCUGACGCCUCUGGUCGUCUGUGGGUAGGAUCUAUGGGACCUGAGAUAGACGAUAAUUCAGGUCAAUACCAUAAGUGUAGGGGUUCGCUGUACUCUGUGGAUUUCGACGGCACCGUCACUAAAAGACUACCGAAUAUUAGUAUCUCCAACGGUAUGGCGUGGAGUCCGGACAACAAAUUUUUCUACUACAUAGACACUUACAAGUACGCUGUCGAGGCGUAUAAUUUCGAUCUUGCCUCGGGAAAUAUCAGCAACGGAAAAGUGAUUUUUGAUUUUAGAUGCAAAAAUAUAACCGGUGAUCCAGAUGGUAUGACUAUCGAUACAGACGGUAACCUGUGGGUAGCAUGUUUUAACAGUAAUCACAUUAUAAAAAUUAAUCCUAACACAAGCUCAGUAUUGACGACCAUUGAAUUUCCCGCCUAUCAAAUCACAUCCGCUGCAUUUGGAGGUCCAAACUUGGAUCAGCUGUAUGUGACUACAGCAAGUUACAAAACAACUGAUGCGCAAAAGUCAAAACUACCGUAUUCCGGAACUCUGUUUCGAGUUCUCGGCACGUGCUCAACCGGUUUUAAUGGUGUACCUGUUAAAAUUAACUUGUGCGCAUUAAAUUAAAUUAAUUGUGCACAAUAUAAAUAUAAUAACAAAAUAAAUAUUUAUAACCUAACCUAAGUAUAAAA